AUGGAUUUCAUGAUGCACCCCCCGGAGCAUUCUAAUCCGUCCUCAUCGUCGGCGAGCGUCGAUCACGCAGCUCGCUCUGCAUGUCCGGCCUUACGGGCUGCUGCUGUUGAGCACAACCAACAUCCACCGCCGAUGUUUCCGUCUCGACCUAAUUACUACUUCGACCCGGUGCACAACAACCCUCACUUUUGGCAAACUCUGCCCCCACCGCAUGCCCGAUGGAACACUGAUCCUCUCUACCAACCUUCUCCGCCUAUUUUACCACUGACUACUGGCCAAAUGAACCAGCCGCCGUAUCAAUCAAACGGGCCCAACUUAUACAACCCACACAGUAACCCACAUCAAUUCCGUUACCGGGCGCCGUUGCUCAGUUUGCAGCGGAUUGGAGGCACGGCUCCUAUUCAGCAUAGUCAGGGAGGUUUCUCAGGUUCUAAUCAAGGUCAACAAGGUCAACAACCUCAGGGCGGAAUUUCGGGCGAAACAGGACACAGCGCCUCAGUGCAUGGCCCAAGGACAACCUUACCAUCCCUCACCUCGAUGCCUCCUGCAACUGCAAGCCAAAACUUGCAAACAACAUUUCCCCAAACUUCACACCCCGCUCAGCAGUCGAGCCAGCACAAUCCUUCUUUUACUCGUCAUAGUAUGCCAUCACCUUUUACGACUUCCGACGUAACUACUCCUUCGGGUGGACAGACUGACUACGGAUCCUCUAACUCAGCCUCAUCUUCGCCUCACCGCCGAGCACCUGGUGGUCCUCGAACCAGCGACAUGUCAAACGAGACAGCAAGCUCCGAGCCGCGCCGGGCUAGUGCGACCCGAAACAGACGGGCUGUCCCGCGAUUGCCAUCUGAGUCGGGCUGGUCUAGCGAUGACGACUCCGAACCCGAUGCGGCUGCGUUUUCCUUCUUGGAGGCUGCCGUCAACAGUGCACCCGGUUUAGACAACGCAUCUGACGAACGUUUGAGAGCGCACCAACUUAUUAGGGGGGCAAUGUCAAAUAAGAGAGUCGCCUCUAAGAAAGCAAUCACUUCCCUCGAGAGUGUGGCAAUUUCGUAUUUGCCGGAAAAUGAAAGGACCUGCGUGAUCUGCUAUAACGACUAUGGAGCCGAGACUCCCGAAGGCAUCAGUGAAAACCCGCUGCGGCUGCCAAAGUGCAAGCACGUCUUUGGAGAUCAUUGCAUUAAGAAGUGGUUUGAAGAAUCGGACAGCUGCCCCUACUGCAGGGAUAAAGUCCCAUCGGAGCCUCAAUAUCGAAACGCGAUGAAUGCUCAUAACGUCUAUCGAUUCCUACGCCAGCAUCACCAGGUGGCGAUGCAGAUGCAGAUGCAGAACCGGAACGCCCGAGAGCACGAACGUAGCGAGCCAGAUUCGCUCGGGCGACCUGCUGACAAUACGCUGGGCGGUUUAGCAGCUUUAGCUUCGAGCCCGUUCCCAGACCUCGAGUACACUGCAUUAAGUGGUGCUUCGGCUAGAAGACAAGAUAAUCCGUCGAUGUAUAAUUCUCGAACACCAGCUUGGCAUGGCAAUUUCGGGGAUCGUCACUCUCCGCUUCCGUUUAGCGAGGCUGGCGACGGCAGACGUAGAGUGCGUCCUCGCCACGGAAGCUUGAGAGGAUUCCCCUCUGGACGGCCGCAUUUCUCAUCAAACGGUGCCACCCCAGCUCAGCAGUACCCCUGGCUCAGCAGACCGAAUGCGAACCAUUCACACAAUCGCCAGCAUUCUACAUCCUCGUCGAAUACAACUGCCCGGCCGACAUUUGAUGCGAAUGGUCCUGCUUUCCAGUUCCCGCCACAGAUGGGAGGAGCACCGCCUGAGCCGUACCUGAAUCCAUUAAUUAUCGCAGGUUCUGGUAGCAAUGGGGAAGAUUAUCCUACACUACCCCAUAUGCGCUCACAGCAUGCCUCGCCGAUGUCCCCGACAUAUGCAGGCCCAGAAGUCUACAUGUCUAAUGCUGACGAGCCUAUCUACGGGGGGGCUAUUUCCCACCAGCAGUCAUAG
Molecule: messenger RNA, 1998 nt
Organism: Daldinia loculata
Lineage: Eukaryota; Fungi; Ascomycota; Sordariomycetes; Xylariales; Hypoxylaceae
Exons: 5
Coding region: 1-1998 (665 amino acids)
Biological process (GO): ubiquitin-dependent protein catabolic process
Molecular function (GO): ubiquitin protein ligase activity
Source: RefSeq, a predicted model, not a curated record